This is a messenger RNA of Caenorhabditis briggsae, 669 nucleotides long. The record is from RefSeq and is a predicted model, not a curated record. The coding region runs from base 1 to 669 and encodes 222 amino acids. The transcript is spliced from 2 exons. Lineage: Eukaryota; Metazoa; Nematoda; Chromadorea; Rhabditida; Rhabditidae.
AUGCUCCGAACUGUUCUAAUUUUUGCCAUAAUCGGCAUUUAUUCUUGCCAAUCCGGUCCAGCUAUUAGGCCAGAGGACGCACAGAAAGUGCAAUGUUCAGUUUGCCAAUUUCUCGGAGCAUCGAUGGCUGCUAAAACUGGAGCCACGCGUGAAGCAUCUGUGGCACACUGUCUGAAGUUUGAGGGAUGUGAGAAGCAGUUGACAGAUUGCGAGAUAAUCUCCACAGUCCAUGCUGAAAUUCAAAGAACCCCUGAAAAAUUCCAAAACUCCCUCCAAUCAGUUUCUAGUGCUGCCCAGAGAUGUUCUGCUGAGCCAUCAGCUCUUGUCAUUAGUGAAAGUGCUAGCAAUGUUCAAUGCAUGUUGUGCUUCCUUGUCUAUGAUGUUCUCAAAUAUAUCAACUACAGUAAUCUUCAGCCACAAUAUCAAACUCAUUUCCUUAUUCCAGAUAUCCUCGAAAAUCCUAUGCUUGGAACAGUUAAGGCUGCGAUUGCUGAAGCAUGCGCUUUCUUGAACGAAGAAAUGUGCCAAGCUCUCUUCGAACCUGACACAUUCGGAGCGAUUAUUAGAGGACUUCAAGAUUCUCUCGGUGGAUUUUACGACUUAAUCGCGGUGCAGGGUUUUGGAUGUGUGCCAUACACCCAGUUGUUUGGAGAGUGUCCAGGUCAUUGA